UCAGUCAGCACGUUUCCUCGUCCUCGAGGGGGUUGCGCGAAAAUCUGGCCAAAUUUUUGGGGUUGCGAGAUAAGUGAGAGAUGUGCAGUGUUGUUAUUCUUCCAAUUUUCAUUUCGAAAGCCGUCGAAUAGGUCCUUGUUCGGCGGGACUGGUAGUCGUUUUGGGUGCAAUUUAUGGUUGCGUCCGCUGAAGGGAUUGAGUUAUCCAAUAAAUCAUGAGGGUAUGAUGGUGUACCGAAACCAAGAUGAGGAGCUUGUUUGGGAUCUUAUGGAUAGUCUUGGUACUUGUCUCAGGCUGUUCCGGUAAUCCCGAUGCUAAACGACUUUAUGACGAUCUUCUAUCAAAUUACAAUAAAUUGGUACGACCUGUUGUCAACGUCAGUGAUGCACUCCAAGUCAAGAUCAAGCUCAAGUUAUCUCAACUCAUUGAUGUUAAUCUCAAGAAUCAAAUUAUGACAACAAAUCUCUGGGUUGAGCAGAUAUGGUAUGACUAUAAACUUCAAUGGGACCCAAAAGAAUACGGUGGCGUUGAAAUGCUACACGUUCCUUCCGACCAUAUUUGGAGGCCUGAUAUUGUUCUCUACAAUAACGCUGAUGGUAAUUUCGAGGUAACAUUGGCAACUAAAGCAACUCUAAAUUAUACAGGUCGUGUGGAGUGGAGACCUCCAGCAAUUUAUAAAUCGUCGUGUGAAAUAGAUGUUGAAUUUUUUCCUUUCGAUGAGCAGACAUGCGUUAUGAAGUUUGGAUCUUGGACGUACGAUGGAUUUCAGGUAGACCUUCGACACAUGGAUGAAAUCAAAGGUUCAAACGUUGUGGAUAUUGGCAUUGAUUUGACCGAAUUUUAUACCUCAGUAGAAUGGGACAUUCUGGAGAUCCCAGCUGUGAGGAACGAGAAAUUUUAUACGUGCUGUGAUGAGCCUUACCUCGAUAUCACUUUUAAUAUAACGAUGCGACGGAAGACCCUUUUUUACACAGUCAACUUGAUCAUUCCGUGUAUGGGAAUAUCCUUUCUCACCGUCCUUGUGUUCUAUCUACCAUCUGACAGCGGAGAAAAAGUCAGUUUGUCUAUAUCCAUUUUAUUGUCCCUGACUGUUUUCUUCUUGCUGUUGGCCGAAAUCAUUCCACCGACUUCACUUGUCGUCCCACUGCUAGGAAAAUUCGUCCUGUUCACGAUGAUCCUAGAUACAUUCAGUAUAUGCGUGACUGUGGUGGUUCUCAAUGUCCAUUUCCGGUCUCCUCAAACUCACAUUAUGGCCCCAUGGGUGAAAAGAGUCUUCAUUCAUAUCCUUCCUAGACUACUCGUGAUGAGGAGGCCACAUUAUCAGUUAGACAGAAGAACGAUGAGUUCCAACCAAAGAAGAGUUAUGAUACGAACAUGUAAUGGCCUAGAACUGAGAGAACCUGGCAUGUAUGGCGACUCAGAAUACAUGGAGGAAAUUGAUAUUUUUCCUGGUACCGGGUCGACUGAUGAGCUGACUCCAAGGGAGCUGGAGGCUAGUAGUUUAACCCAGUGCCGAAUUCAUGGAAUGACACCUCCGCCAAACCUUGCAUUUCACGUGGGACAGCAAGACAACGAACGGGAUAUUUUACUUGGGGGUGGCUGCUUGAAAGAUAAUUCGAGUUGUACUUCAGACAUUUGGCAUCACUGCCCUGAGGUGCACAAAGCAAUAGAUGGUGUGAGGUUUAUCGCUGAUCAUACUAGAAGAGAAGAAGAAUCAACGAAGGUCAAAGAAGACUGGAAAUAUGUAGCGAUGGUCCUAGACCGCCUAUUUUUAUGGAUUUUCACCCUUGCUGUAUUGGUGGGUACUGCAGGGAUCAUUCUUCAAGCCCCCACAUUAUACGAUACUCGUGUCCCUAUCGACUUGAGACUGUCAGAGAUUGCCACGACUACCGGAAAACCUCAUGUUGUUUCAUUGCUCUGAAUGAAAUCUCGCUGAUCGUCAUGAAGAAUUAAUCUAAACUCCCUCAACUACAAGGAUGUGAUAGUUUGGAAUUACGAAAAUAGCCUAUCUUGUGCUGAAUUGAAUUUUAGAAUGCCAAUGCUCAAAUCGAAAGACAAGAUAAAGUCUCUUCUAUAAACAUAUUGAUCAGAUGAACCAUUUUGUACCAAUCAAUCUUUGGAGCGAUGAAUGCCGCUUCGCAGAAUAUAUUCCUUCGAAAUAACUUCCACUAUGAUGCAAGAUUGGAUUUUUAGUCGUUUUGUAUUAUCUACUUCCUAUUAGCAGUGAAAGAUGUUGUUUCAUAUAUUUUAGUCGAUAUACUCGCUAUAGUUAUCUAUUAGAUUUUUUUAACCUCCUCACAACAAAGAGCACAGAUUGAAUUUUAUAUUGAGGUCAUUGUGUGUCUGACCUCCGUCUCAAAUAAUUGUAUUUGAAUUCUUUUUAGUCAAUAAAGAAUAUUAUCAUAUAAA
This is a messenger RNA of Coccinella septempunctata (seven-spotted ladybird), 2409 nucleotides long. RefSeq names its product acetylcholine receptor subunit alpha-like (gene nAChRa3). Gene Ontology annotation, biological process: monoatomic ion transmembrane transport; regulation of membrane potential; chemical synaptic transmission. Gene Ontology annotation, cellular component: synapse; neuron projection; postsynaptic membrane. Gene Ontology annotation, molecular function: transmembrane signaling receptor activity; acetylcholine-gated monoatomic cation-selective channel activity. Bases 245 to 1921 code for a protein of 558 amino acids. Lineage: Eukaryota; Metazoa; Arthropoda; Insecta; Coleoptera; Coccinellidae. The record is from RefSeq and is a predicted model, not a curated record. The transcript is spliced from 13 exons.